AUGUCCUCUCAGCCGAUAGCCAGCACGAGUAGCAGUGCCCAACCAAACGCUCAGAGUUAUUAUCGACCCAAAGGACACAACCAGUCUCAGGACGCGAACCAGGGAUCAUCAAUGGUCCCAUCGCCGGCUAUCCAGCACGGCGCAGAUGUGAUCUUGCAACUGAUCGAAUCCGAAAAAGCUGCCAUCGCGAAGAACUACGAACGCGAACUAUCCUCACUUCGCUAUACAAACGAGCAACUUCUCCUACAGUACACGAAGGUAAAAACGGACGUCAAGCCAGAAGUUGUCUCCUCUGUUGAGCUGGAAACGAGGCUGCACCUACUACAGAAGCAAUUUGAUGAGUACCGCGUCAGUACAGCGAAGGAGCUGAAUGCAGCCGUCACGGCGGCUAAAACGGAUUCGGGAGAUGUUCUGAAGGGCAUCUCGAAACGCUUGGGAGAGAAGGAGGCGCAGAUGAACGCGUUGAACAUGGCUCUGGAUCGUGCUGGGCUUUGUCAAGACCACCAGGGGUUACUGCGAUUCUCUGGUGAAUGGCAGAGCUUCGUCGAAGGGCUCCUCAGAAUGCCAGAUGGGCAAACCACGGUCCCCCCGGAGCAAUACCCUCUAGACCCGUGCUCCCUGCUCCGAUUCCUGCAAAACACGCACAAAACGUAUCUCAGCACUAUUCGACAUAUGCAGGAGAAGUGCACUGCAGCUGAGAAGGAGCGCGACGAGUUGCGCGUGUUGUUGGCAAAUUCCCAAGUAGAUCCGGCAAUGCGUAUGCAGAGUUUAGAAGUUCCUGAUGGCAAUGCUUUGGCCCUAGUCAAGGCCCAUCCAAGUGAUAGUGAAAAUUAA
Molecule: messenger RNA, 834 nt
Organism: Pleurotus ostreatus (oyster mushroom)
Lineage: Eukaryota; Fungi; Basidiomycota; Agaricomycetes; Agaricales; Pleurotaceae
Exons: 2
Coding region: 1-834 (277 amino acids)
Source: RefSeq, a predicted model, not a curated record